CGGGAGGGUAUCGUCCGGCCUGGGUUUGUGUUGCAGAAGGCGUGCUGUGCCUCCCAGCAAAAGGAAAAAGGAAAAUUCGUCUGCUGUGCGCGUGUGCGCUGUACUGGGCUUGGGUGAAACAAAUAGUCGACGGCUCGUUGUGCUUCUAACAUGAUCGCAGACGGUUAGCGUGAAGUCUCCUAAGAAAACAUCGGAGGUUUUUGGUGAAACCCUUCAAGACCAUGGCUCUAAAGUUGCACCUGCACUCCGUGAGCGGCUUCAAAGGCCGUGGUGAUCGUCUUGCCAAGGCAACAUUCCGUGGUGUCUCUCACCACACAAAAGUCUGCGAACACAUGGAAGAAGAUGCCGUCUUCAAUGACGACUUCGAGUGGCCGGUGGGCAGGCCCGUGGAGAAGUACGAGGUCCUGGAAGUUCAGGUGCUCCAGCACAACAGGUACUUCGCCAACAAGGUUCUGGGACGCUACGGCAUGGUGCUGCAACGAGUCGCCGAGGAAGGGUACGCGUCCAUCGAGGACGACGUCGUGGACGACAACAACAAACCGGUGGCCAACGCAAAGAUCGUGAUGGAGGUCAGCUACACGGCACCCGACGGCUCGGUGGGCGCAUGGCACGCCCCGGGCCUGCCUACCAACCUGGGCAGUUUCGACGACGACCGCCAGGCGCUGCUCGACAUCGAGCAGAACAUCGCCAACCUGCAGCGCACAUACGCCGCUGCGGCCGGUGGCCAAACUACGCCGGUGGGAGGCCCGGCGAUGGCCGCGGGCGCGGACGGCGGUGCGUCGAUGGCGCUGUUGCAGUCUUCGUCUCAGCAGCACGCCGGCUACGGGACCAGCGAGGGAGGUGGUGGUGCCUUCUCGGAUGACGAGACGCGAAGCAAGCAGGGCUCCGUCAUCAGUUUGUUCGCGGCCACGUCCAACAAGUCGCCCGACAGAAAACGGUGA
Messenger RNA from Rhipicephalus sanguineus (brown dog tick), 941 nucleotides. RefSeq names its product otoferlin. The transcript has 5 exons. The record is from RefSeq and is a predicted model, not a curated record. NCBI's taxonomy places the organism in Eukaryota, Metazoa, Arthropoda, Arachnida, Ixodida, Ixodidae. Bases 222 to 941 code for a protein of 239 amino acids.